Photinus pyralis (common eastern firefly) is the source of this 2175-nucleotide messenger RNA. RefSeq lists its product as uncharacterized. The coding region runs from base 291 to 2036 and encodes 581 amino acids. The record is from RefSeq and is a predicted model, not a curated record. The transcript has 6 exons. Lineage: Eukaryota; Metazoa; Arthropoda; Insecta; Coleoptera; Lampyridae.
UAUAAUAUUUACGUGCUUCUACGAGUCACUGCCAAGACGUUGUAAUGAAUUUAUAUAGGUUAGGUUAUUCACAGCUGUAUUUUUGUUUAGUUUAUCAAUUGUGUAUAAACAUUUAAUUUGUAGUUUGUUUUAAAUUCAAUUAUUAUUACUUACUUUAAGGAAAUUGGCGUGUUUCUGAUAUCAUUACAGUUUUUAUCUUAGCUUACUUGCCUAUCUUUGCCUGUUAUCUUGAGCGGUUUUUCCCCCUUUAGCUGCAAGAAACAUGACAAAGUGAGUAGCUUUUAAGAAAAAUGGACACUAAAAACUUGAGAGACUAUUUAAGGGAAAUUUUCCCAAAUAAAUCCCAAGCUGCUAUCGAUAACGCUUUACGUGUAAUAGAAAAUGAGAUCCCGGACGAGUCAUUUGAAAUUAAAUUGGAUACUGCAGCCGAAUAUCUCUUUGCAAUUGAAGAUAACGAUGAAGGUGACGAGAUUAACCUUUUGAAUGAGGCGAGAGGUGUAACUAGAAGACUUACGGAGCAGGAAUUGUCAUCAUAUUUCGAUCAAUUGAUUAAUAUUUUCCCUGAUGCCUGUCCAUCGUAUGUCAGAGAUCUUUGUUUUAAUAGCUCUGGUCAUGUGAAUUUUGACCUUCUCUUUGAGAAAAUGACACUCGGUGACUAUCCAAGGAAACAAAUUCAUCCUAGGGAUAUAUUCGAUCAGCUGAGGGACAUGUUGCCGAACGCCGACCCUACGUACUUGCAAGCUGAAGCUGACAAGCUUGCGAACAAGACUGAGAAUGAUCUCAAGACCUUUCUGGAUAAUGCCUUGGAAACUGGGGAUUAUCCUACAAUGGAAAGUUAUUUAAAAAACCGGAAGGACAAUGAAGUAAUUGACCGAUAUACUGAUGGGUUCACUUUAGACGCAUUCCUAAAGGAAUUUCCGGAUCCUGAGAAAUACUUUUCGGAUCCCAACCGCACCUACGGACCUAGUGAUGAAGAUGUAAAUGACGAUGAGUACAUCCAAACUUUCCUUUACAAUCACUACCUUUACUUACGCAAGAAAGACAUAGACAGAGUUUUCAAAAUGUCGUCAAAGAACAUAAUCAAAACAUGCACAAGAUUAGAUACCUUUCGCAAGGCGCUGAGCCUGCCUAGAAAAAUAAGCCCACCACCGCCGGCUUCAAAAAAUAUCGAAUUGCUCAAGCUGAUCGCGUUCUUAAAGCAUCGCAAGGCGAUUAGGAAACGUGUGAAGCAGUAUGAUCUAAAUUACCGUUUGCUGAAAGAGGAGGCAAUCAAUAACGGCCUGUUGCAAACGUGCGCCUGCUGCUAUGAUGAGGAACUAAUUCCCGAAGAGUGCUAUUUCUGCAAAAACGGUUGUAUAUUUUGCAAGGAUUGUAUUAAGAAAGGGGUGGAGACUGCGAUUGGGGAUGGUAAACUGGAUUUCCCCUGUUUGGCAGAUUGCGGUUUUGAAUACAGUAUUCCCACUUUACAGAUGGUAUUAGAUUCUGUCGUCUUCUCAAGGAUGGCGCAAAGAAAGCAAAUGGACGAGGUGAAAAAGGCCAACAUCGACGGUUUGGAAACUUGCCCAUUCUGCGAGUUUGCGACAAUUCCUCCACCGGACAGUAAGAUUUUUACGUGCCUCAAUAGUGAGUGCAUGAAAGAGUCGUGCAGAGAAUGUCGACAUGUCUCCCACAUACCCUUGAGAUGCAGCGAAAUUGAGUACGAUGAGGAUGUUAAAAUGCGAACUUACAUCGAAAAUAAAAUGACCGAAGCACUUUUAAGGACCUGUAGAAAGUGCAAUAAGGUCUUUAUCAAAGCCUCCGGCUGUAACAAAAUGACAUGUAGUUGUGGAGCAAUAAUGUGUUACGUAUGCAGCUUACCCAUUGAUGAUUAUCGUCAUUUUGGAGAUGACGGCGUUCGGUGUCCCUUGUACACCACUGAUUUGAAUAAAUUCCAUACUACGGCUGUUCUUGAAGGUGCGAAGAAAGCAAAAAUCGAGUUGGGUAUAGAUAAAGAUCCUAGCAAACUUAAGAAUGAUCCUACCAGAGAUCUGAUCUAAUGUGCAUUUCUAGCCUUUAUUGUGCCAAUUUAUUCGUGUGAUAAUUAAAGUAUUGUUGUAUUUUUCAGUUAAAUUUAAAGAAUUUUUAUAUGUGCUCAAUUUUACUAUUUCACUUGUUAAAUAUAUCUUUUCUAUCUUU